Messenger RNA from Ochlerotatus camptorhynchus, 1666 nucleotides. It is a transcript of the gene aspr, whose product is annotated as asperous. The record is from RefSeq and is a predicted model, not a curated record. Bases 142 to 1548 code for a protein of 468 amino acids. The transcript is spliced from 9 exons. NCBI's taxonomy places the organism in Eukaryota, Metazoa, Arthropoda, Insecta, Diptera, Culicidae.
UGAUUUUCUUCAGUUUAGUCAGCGAGAAGACGCGAAUAUAGUAGUAUCGAAUGUGCGAAAACGAAAAGUGCGGCAGUGGACUAACUGUUUAAUUUGAUAGAAGAAAUAAGUUUUUGAAAUUGUGUAACUCUAAGAACGAAAAUGCAAACGGCACUAUUAGUGAGCAUAGUGCUAGUGAACGUGUGCAACAUUCUAGGUACGCAAAGAACUGUUUACAAGGCAGGUGAUGAGUUGGUGGAAAUUACUCGAACCAAAGUAACGAACCCAUAUUCACCGCUCUAUUCCUAUUAUGCGUACAGUAGUGCACCACAGUAUGGUAAUGACCGAUCUGAUGUGGUUUACUAUACCUACCCAAACGAAGUGACUACCACGCAGAACGCCAAUCGGCGCGUACUAUCGGGAGAACCAUCUCAAGCUCAAGGAUGUGCACGAAAUCCAUGCGGUUCGGGUGCAAUGUGCCAGGAAACCACUGGUGGAAGACCUGUGUGCUCGUGCCCUGCAGGAUACAGUGGAAAUCCGUUAUCGCUUUGUAGAAGAUCUGAAUGUUUGGAUCAUACCGAAUGCAGAGGAGAUCAAGCCUGUCGAAAUGGAAAUUGCGUUAAUCCCUGCUCAGGAGUGUGCGGUGUUAAUGCAAAUUGUGAUGUCAGGAAUCACGUUCCAGUGUGUAGUUGUCCAAGGAAUAUGGCUGGAGAUCCGUUCGUGAGUUGCCGUCUAAGAGAUCCAGAGGAACAGUGCCGCCCUAGCCCAUGUGGUUCAAAUACCAAAUGUGAAGUAAUAAACAGUGUACCAACUUGCUCUUGCUUACCAGGGUAUAUUGGAUCACCAUUGAGUGGUUGCCGUCAUGAGUGUGAAAGUGACGCAGAAUGUGGCGCACAGGAGUUUUGUUCACAAUUCAAAUGCACUAGUGCCUGCUCACAAUGUGGAAAAGGUGCCACUUGCGCACGGGUCACAAAUCACCGAUCAGUUUGUGAAUGUCCUAAAGGGUACAUCGGGAGUCCGUACACUGAGUGUCGAGCCGAAUGCUACGGGGAUCGUGACUGCCCUGCAGGUAGACCAGCUUGUAUCUACGGAAUAUGUAAGAAUCCAUGUGAUGGAUCAUGCGGCGUAAAUGCGGACUGUAACCUUCGUGGACUCACACCUGUAUGCAGUUGCCCACGAGAUAUGACGGGCGAUCCAUUCGUAAGCUGUCGUCCAUUCACAAAGGAGGACUUGUGCAUUCCAAACCCAUGUGGUACAAAUGCGGUAUGCACUCCUGGUUACGAUCGCACCAAUCGUGAAAGACCUGUUUGUACUUGUCCCCCAGGAUAUACGGGAAAUGCCCUCUCUAGUUGUGUCAGGGGCGAAUGUCAAAGCGACAGUGAGUGUGCUGAUCACAAGGCAUGUAUUAACUACCAAUGCGUUGAUCCCUGCCGUGGACAAUGUGGAACAGGUGCCCAAUGCCAGGCUAAGCGACAUUUGGCUGUUUGUACAUGCCCAGCGGGCACUGACGGAGAUGCAUUGGUGUCCUGCAGCGCUAAGAGGAGCUACCCAGUAGCACGUUACCACUGAAAGUACAGCGUGAUGUUCUGUAUUGCUAAAUUCAGAAAGACUAACAUUUCUGCUGAAAGAUUUACGAAUUUAAUGAACUUACAUUUUUAACAAUAAAAUGUACUUGUGGAGUGUUGUU